AUAUACGAUAAUAUAAGUACAGUAAAUGGGUCCCCUGUUUUGAACCCAGUUUGCGGGAAGGGAUUUUCCUGCUUCCCAAACAAGCUUUUCCGCUUCCUAUGCCCUAAGGUUCGCACGCAGUUGUAAUUGCAAAACAUUAUUCUCGAUCGCAAAAAAUCUAGGAAAGUAAUGGAUCGUGGAGAGGGUUCUGGUUCCAAACCCUCUGACGAAAUCUGGGCCAAACUUGUAUCAUCGGACUCAAGAUAUUCAGAUGUUGAACUGAGAUCGAAUGAAAUGGUUAUAGUCUCGGAGGUUGCAUCCUCGACUAGUGACAGGCAUGAAUGGUGUAAAAUAACAAGGAGGUUAGAUUUGUGUUCUGCUACGCUGCAGAAUAAUAGUUCAAAUACGGUGCUUGUGGAUGGGGCUGUUGUUCAGAAAGAAGAAACUGCUGUUAUCAAGUGUGGAAGCGAAAUUAUUCCAGGUCCCUUUGGAGAAGGAUAUUUGAGUUACAGAUUUAAGUUAAUGCCUAUAGAGGAGUCUUGCGAGAAACAGCUAAAGAUUUGUUUAGAUGUUGAGCAUGCAAAAUGCAGCAUUUGUUUAAACAUUUGGCAUGACGUUGUCACUGUUGCCCCUUGCCUUCACAACUUCUGCAACGGUUGUUUCUCAGAGUGGUUAAGAAGAUCUCAGGAGAAACGAUCAAGUGUUCUUUGUCCCCAGUGUAGAGCAGUUGUUCAAUUUGUUGCAAGAAACCAUUUUUUGCAUAAUAUUGAAGAGGGUAUACUGCAUGCAGAUUCUUCCCUAAAACGUCCAAUUGAAGAAGUUGCACUUCUAGAUUCAUAUACGUCAAUAAAGUCACCUCUUGUCAUUAACAGUUGGAAAAAGCGUCAGCUGAAGAGGCUACAUUCAGCAUCAGAUGCAGAAGAUGAUGUUGUGGUGCUUCCAUGCCCUCAGUGUGGCACUGAUUUUGCUGGGUUCCAGUGCAACCAGAAUACCAUCCAUCUACAAUGUCAAGCAUGUGGAGGGAUGAUGCCUUCUAGAACCAAUAUAACUGUACCACAGCACUGUUUAGGAUGUGAUCGAGCAUUUUGUGGUGCUUAUUGGCAUGUUGAGGGGGUUGUUGGAGAUGAUUCUCAUCCGGUGUGCAGUCGUGAGACUUUCAAACCAAUCUCUCAACGUAUUAUCAGUAGAAUUCCUUAUGUGGCACAUGAAAAGAAUCGGCAUGAACAAGAUAUCACAGAAAGGUGUAUUAGACAGAUGGGGAGAACAUUUCAGGAUGUGAUUUCAGAUUGGAUUACAAAGUUGAACAACAGAGAAAUUGAUCGAACAAGGAUGCCAUUGAAUCAUGCUGAGAUGAUAACUGCUGACACACAUAUUUGCAUUGAUUGUUAUGACAAAUUAGUCUCGUUCCUCUUGUACUGGUACCGGAUUUCAUUGCCAAAAUAUCUCCUGCCCCCAGAUGCAUCUCAGAGGGAAGAUUGCUGGUAUGGAUAUGCAUGUCGGACGCAACACCACAGUGAAGAACAUACUCGUAAAAGAAAUCAUGUUUGCCGUCCAACAAGGGGUCGCAACUUAUAGUGAUUAUCCUUCUAUUUUAGUUUUAUGUUGUUGAUCUGCUGAAGAAUAACGUAAAAUGAUUGAGAACCAUUUUUCUUUGGUACGAAGAAUUAAUGUUUAUCUUUCGUUGUAUGAAAAAAAUAAAAAUAAAUAAAUAAAUAAAUUUGGGGGGUGUUUCGGAUAGGGGCACACCCACUCGGGGAAAUAGACGCUCUCCCAACCGGGCCACUUAUAUGAGGACUUUUAUUUUGUCUGUCCAAUGACACAACUAUUUUCCAGCUGAUCCCCUCUCACUCCCCCCUAUACAUGCAUAAAAACAGAUGCACUAAUAUAUAUAUUUACAUGUAAUCUAUUAUGCAUCUGUGUAAUAUUCAAGCCAAAUCUGUUGGUGAUUCGAUGCA
Cornus florida is the source of this 1934-nucleotide messenger RNA. RefSeq lists its product as uncharacterized. Gene Ontology annotation, cellular component: nucleus. The coding region runs from base 169 to 1554 and encodes 461 amino acids. Gene Ontology annotation, molecular function: metal ion binding; ubiquitin-protein transferase activity. Gene Ontology annotation, biological process: protein ubiquitination; ubiquitin-dependent protein catabolic process; mitotic cell cycle checkpoint signaling. The record is from RefSeq and is a predicted model, not a curated record. The transcript has 15 exons. NCBI's taxonomy places the organism in Eukaryota, Viridiplantae, Streptophyta, Magnoliopsida, Cornales, Cornaceae.